AUGUUUGAUAAAAAAGAAUAUACAAGUAGCAAGAAAAAAGAUAUAGAAUCUUUUAAAAAAUCAGAUGAUAAUUUAACAACGCAUAACAAUAAAGAAAGUUCAAAUAGCUUUGAGAAAAGUGAAAAUAAUAAUAGUUAUGAUUCUGAAAAAAAAAAAAUCUAUAAUAAUAUAGAAAGUAAUAAAGAGAAUUUUAAAUUACAAAGAGAAACAGAAUAUAACAAUAACGAAAAUAAAGAUUUUUUUUAUGAUAGUAGUAUUAAUAACAAAAGUAUAAACACAAGAAAAUUUCAAUCAUUAAAUAGAAAUACCAGUGAAUUUUUUCAGAGUAGUGAUGAAAUAAGUAGUAAUAUAAGUGCUAAUAUUAAAAAGGCAAAUAGCAAAAUUAAUAAUAAAUUUAAAAUAAGUACUAAUAUAGAAGAAGACAGAAAAGAAAAAAAAAAUUAUAAAAUAAAUAAUUUUAGUGAACUACAAAAUAAUAUAUAUGAAAGAAGUUUAAAUAAUUCACUAAAUUUAACGAGAAACGAAAUAAUUUAUUAUUGCGAAAAUAACAAAAUGAAUAAACAUUUUUCUGAAUCAGUAAACAAAAAUAACUUAAAAUUAAAUAUGAAUAAUAAUAUAUAUAACGAUGAUAUAUUUUAUAAAACUAAAAAAAUGAGUAAUGAUAGAAACAAAGCACAUAAGAAGUCUACUUUCGGAUGUAAUUUAAAAAAAGCAAAUAAUAAUGAUUAUGAAAAUGAUAAUAUUAUAUUUAGUCAAGGAGCAAAAAAAUCAUUCGAUAUAAAUGAGAAAUGUAUGAACAAUAAUACUAAAAUUAAAAUAAAAAGAUUAUGUGAAAAAAUUGAAGGCUUUGAAAAGGAAAUAAAAAAUGAAAUAUUACAAAAAAAAAAUGUAGAAAAAGAAAAAAUUUAUAUAAUAAGAGAAGCUAUUAAUAAAUUAGAAAAAAAUUUAAAUAAUGAAAUUAAAAAGAGAAUUGAACAUAAUAGAAAUAUUCAAAAUAUAUUUUCUUCUGAAAUUUUAAAAGUACAAGAAAAAAUUGAAAAUGUUGUUAAUGAUAAGGUAAAUGAAAUUGAAAACGCUAUAAAAGUUUUAAAUGAUAAAAUAAAUACAAUUAGUGUUAAUAUUGAGAAUGAAAAAAUAAAAUGCAUUCAAAAUUUAGAAAAAAAAAAUAAUAAUAUAGCAAAAGAAUUUUCUAACUUACAAUCAUCCUUUCAACAAGAUAAAAUAAACAAUAAGGAAAAAGAAAAUAAUAUUUGUAAAAAGCUAGAAGAAAUAGAAAAGAAAUCAGAAAGUAAAAUUGAAAUAGAAAAGAAUAUUCGUGAUAGUAAAUAUCAAGAAAUAAUAUCUUAUAUAGAAGAGAUAAAAAGAGAAAAAAAAAGUAAAAAUGAAAAUUUUCAAAAUUUUGUAUUAGAAGAAAUAGCAACAGUAAAAAAUGGAUUGAUUUUAGAGUCACAAGCAAGAGAAUCAGCUGAUGAUGAUAUUGUUCAAGCAGUAAAUCAUUAUACUAAAGCAUUACAGGAUUCUCUUAGACUUAUUAAUUCAAAUUAA
This is a messenger RNA of Plasmodium relictum, 1545 nucleotides long. RefSeq names its product filament assembling protein, putative. The coding region runs from base 1 to 1545 and encodes 514 amino acids. The transcript has 2 exons. Gene Ontology annotation, molecular function: structural constituent of cytoskeleton. Lineage: Eukaryota; Apicomplexa; Aconoidasida; Haemosporida; Plasmodiidae. The record is from RefSeq and is a predicted model, not a curated record.